Molecule: messenger RNA, 1539 nt
Organism: Colletotrichum graminicola M1.001
Lineage: Eukaryota; Fungi; Ascomycota; Sordariomycetes; Glomerellales; Glomerellaceae
Exons: 2
Coding region: 1-1539 (512 amino acids)
Source: RefSeq, a predicted model, not a curated record
AUGCUCGUGGGAAAGUCGGUCCCCGAACUUAUCCUCGUGAGGUCCAUGGUGGUGUUCUUCCAAUAUCUGGGCCUCCUCUGUUUUCUCUACUUUUGGCUCAUCUUCGCCCUCGCCGGCGUACCCGGCAUCGCCCACCCCGUAUCCAUCGCCAUUGAGGUCAUCGGCGCUAUCGAAAUCAUCUUCUAUUUUGCUUGGUUCGUCCCCUACCGUCGCCGACUGCAAGGUCCCGGGCUCCAACCGACGGAGCUAACGCGAGAGGAGCGUCGCCGCUUCUUCUCCCAAGGCUUGGACCAUGCGCCAGAUAUUGAGCAGUACAUCCGCAAGUGGCACGGUAACGCCCAUUUGAGUGACAUCCGUAGGGAAAAUGUCAAAGACUGGUUGAUGUGGGCGCUGUUCGAUAAGCAGGGCAAUCCGGGGGAACACGACGAGGAGCUGGAGGAGUACAUCGCGGAUGCCGAGGAGCGGGCCGGCGUAGCCAUUAAGCAAGGCUACGGCGAUUCCACCCCGAUGCGCCUCAGCUUCGACCCCGUCGACAUCACUCAUCGAAGUCUGUUCUUCUACCUUAUGACGGGCUCGCUCGACUUCCUCGCGACCCUCGUUCUGUUCAUCAGAGGCUUCAAGUUCUACCGCCAACCCCGCAGUACCUUCUUCUCUGUUUUCCCCUGGCGGCCCAUGACGCUGUUCUCGCCCAAUGAGUCGGCCGACCCCACGCUGAGCUACUUCGUCCGCCCACACACGUCCACCACCCAGCGGCCCAUCUUGUUCAUGCACGGCGUCGGCGUCGGUAUGCUCCCCUACCUCAUCUGGCUGUGGAGCAUUCCCAAAGACGUCGGCGUCCUCGCCAUCGAGAUCCUCCCGGUCUCUUCGCGCAUCUGCCCGCCCAUGCAGACCACCAAGGAGCUCGUCGACGGCAUGGAUGCCAUCAUCAAGCAGCAGAACUACAACGACUUUGUCUUCGUCGGCAACUCCUUCGGCACCCUCCUCGUGUCGCCCCUGCUGCAGAGGCCCGAGAUCGCUGCCAAGAUCGACUCCGUCGUGCUCAUCGACCCCGUCUCGCUACUACUCCAUCUCCCCGCCGUGACCUACAACUUCACCCGGCGGAAGCCGAGAUGGGGCAACGAGUGGGAGAUUUGGUUCGUCGCCACGGACCCCAUGGUCGCGCACACGCUCGCCCGCCGCUUCCGCUGGCAGGACUUCAUCCUCUGGACGUCGCAGCUGCAGGGCAAGCGCACGACGGUGGUCCUAGGCGGCGAGGAUUGCGUCACGGACCCGGACGCCGUGGCGAGCUACGUUUACUUUGGCGACCUCAAAUACACCCGGUACGACAAGAUCGAGUGGGCCACGACGCCCGCUCGAUGGACGGGCCGUGGCGAGAUGGAGCUGAUGUACCUCGACGGCAAGGACCACGGCCAGGCGUUCCUGAGCAUCAAGGACAUGCCGCAGAUUGCCAGAGUGGUGAUGGCGUACACGCACCUCAGCGGGGUCAUGAACUCGAGGCAAGCCGACGUGGCGAAGGAGGAGGAACUGGGUCAGACUUGA